AUGACAGAUUUAAAUGAUACUAUACAUUUAAAUUGUACUAUACGUUAUUUAUUAAAUCAAACUAAUCUUAAUCCAAUUUCUAUAUUUGAUCGUUAUCCCCAAUGUGAAUUACAAAGAAAAUUUAUGCCAAUUUUUUUAUAUAUUGUAAGAAUUUUUAUGUUAAUUUGGUUACUAAGCGGAAUAUUUGGUAAUAUUAUAUCGUUUUUAAUAUGGAUAUCAAAACAACAAAGACGUAAAAAUAGUUCAGCUAUUUAUUUGGCAACAUUAUCCAUAACUGAUCUUAUCCUCAUAUUAUUAUUAAUUAAUUAUGAUUUAGAACGUUAUUGGUGUGUAAGAGGGGUGACAAUUAUCCCAGGUAUAUGUCAAAUUUUUCAAUGUUUAUUUAUAUUUACACAAUAUUAUUCUAUAGUUUUAGUAUUUGGUUUUACAUUAGAACGUUACCUGGCUGUAUGUUUCCCAUUUAAACGACAUAAAUUAUGUACAACACAAAGAGCUGUGUUGGCUGUUGUCAUUUUAUCUUUAUUCAUUAUUGGACCAACAUUAUCCCAAGCUGUAUUAUGGACAUAUGAUAAUGGUGAAUGUCGUAUGCGUAUUCAUGUUGCUAUGGAUGAAAGAUUUCAAACAUUAUUAUUUGUACAAGAGGUGGUAUUUUCAUUAGUUAUACCAUUAGCUACAUUAAUAUUUAAUAUUCUUGUAUUAUGUGAAAUGAGACGAUUAAUUAAAUCAAGUCAUCUAUUAAAAAUACCCAAAUAUCAUACUAAUAUAUCAUCAUCAUCAUCUAUGAAUACUACUCAUAAUGAUAAUAGUAGAUUAACAUAUAAACGUAUAAAUUAUAAACAAUUAUUUAAACAAAGGAAAUCCAAUACUCCUAUUACUACUAAUACUACUCAUAAUUUAAUAAGUAGUAAUAAUAAUACUACUAAUGAUAUAAAUGAUCAUAAACAUAUAAGUAGUAUCUAUUCUAAACAUAAUGAAUCAAUUGGUACACCAAAUUUUAGUCCAACUAAAACAUCUCGAAUGAAUUCUAUGGAUAAUAAUAAUAAUAAUAAUUCAAACAAGGAAUCAACACAAUUUAUAUCAGCUACAUUAAUGUUAAUCAUUCUAUCCUUUUAUUUAAUUGCAUGUACAGUACCAACUGGUAUUGUCUAUUUAAUACAAUUUCAUUGGUUACAACCAGAUGAUUGUUUAAAUGAUGAUGUAAUCCUACAAUCUAAUGAAUGGACUAUAUUCUUUCAACGGAUUACAACAAAAGGUUUAAUUGAUGCAUUAUGUGCAUCACAUUAUGCAUGUAAUUUUUUUAUUUAUUUUUUAACUUGUACUAGUUUUAAAAAACAAGUAAUGAAUAUUAUUAAAUGUAAAUUUAAACGAAUAAAUGAUUAUUACUAUACAGAUUAUGGUACAGAUACAUUAAUCUUAUCUAGACGUACAGCACCAAGAUCAUUACGUCAUUUAUCAGAGAAUGAUUUAAGCAUAGAUACUAAUCAUAAACCAUUAGUGAUUUAUAAUAAUAAUAAUAAUAAUAGUUCUGGUUAA
Messenger RNA from Schistosoma rodhaini, 1533 nucleotides. Lineage: Eukaryota; Metazoa; Platyhelminthes; Trematoda; Strigeidida; Schistosomatidae. The record is from the annotation of a GenBank genome assembly.